UUAAUAAUUUUUAUUAUUCGUGUUGUGUCUGUUGAGUAAUACACAUCUUUAAUAGACAAGCUAAUAGAUUUUAAAAUGGCCCCAAAAGUUUAUGGUGUAGAUUUAAGUUUUCCAGUUCGAGGUGUUUUAUUAACAGCCAAAGCAAUUGAUCUGGAUAUAGAAUUCGUUCCAGUAAAUUUACUGGCUGGAGAACACUUGACACCAGAAUUUAAAAAGAUGAAUCCACAACAUACGGUUCCAACCUUGGACGAUGAUGGAUUUUACCUAUGGGAUAGUCAUGCUAUAGCAACAUAUCUUGUUAGUAAAUACGCAAAAAAUGAUUCAUUGUAUCCAAAGGAUUUGAAGAAAAGAGCAGUAGUCGAUCGUUUACUUCAUUUUGAUUCUGGAAUUGUAUUUCCUAGAGCUCGAGGUGCAUUUUUUCCUAUUUUGUUUCUGAAUGAAAAAACAAUUCCAGAAGAAAAAAAGGCAGCAAUUUAUGAGGCAUAUGACUUCCUUGAAUCAUUUUUCGAUGGAAAUUCUUGGAUUGCUGGAAAUGAAUUGACUGUUGCCGACUUAUGUAUCAUCCCAGCCGUUACCACAUUAGGAGGUAUCUUUCCAAUUGAAAAGUCAAAAUAUCCGAAAUUAUUAGCUUGGAUUGAAAAAUGUAAAACUUUACCGUAUUUCGCAGAAUGUAAUAAUCCUGGCAAUGAUGGCCUUGUUGCAAAACUUAAAGAGUUACUUUCAUCUUAAGUAAAUACUACUGGUAAUAAAGAAGUCCAUUAAUCUUGUAAAAAAAAAAAAUUAAUGUGAAAUAUUUAUAAUCCAACAAUUGCUAAUAAUAACAAUCAAUAACUCCUUAAAAUACAUUGAAUAAAGAAGAAAAAGUGAAAAUCAAUAUUUUUGAGGGCUAACUGAAUAACAAAUAAUUUUUUAGUAAAUAUAAAUAAACAACGAUAGAAUAAAUCAUUUUAAUGUGCAAAUGAAGAACAAACGACGAACAAUAGGCUAAAAAAGAUUAUCCGAAAUAAAAAAUUCUAAAAGAAAUUGUGGGUGACCAAAUUACGUUAGCUUU
Messenger RNA from Chrysoperla carnea, 1051 nucleotides. RefSeq names its product glutathione S-transferase 1-like. NCBI's taxonomy places the organism in Eukaryota, Metazoa, Arthropoda, Insecta, Neuroptera, Chrysopidae. Gene Ontology annotation, biological process: glutathione metabolic process. The coding region runs from base 76 to 729 and encodes 217 amino acids. The transcript has 3 exons. The record is from RefSeq and is a predicted model, not a curated record. Gene Ontology annotation, molecular function: glutathione transferase activity.